AUUCAAUGAUUAAUUUAAAAUAAUAGUUAUUAAAAUUUUAGCUGGAAUAUUUCCUGUACCUGAUUAUUUAAAUCCAUCAGUAGUUGAUCUUCUUCAAAAAAUGCUCACAGUUGAUCCAGUACGUCGUGCAACAAUAAAAGAUAUUCGGUAAUUUAGUUAAUAUAUUUAUUUAAAAAGAAUUUUUUUUUUUUUUUUUUUUUUUUUUUUUUUUUUCUUCUUUAACACAAACUUUAUUUCCUUUUUUUUUUUUUUCACAUAUUAAUAUUUUAACC
This is a messenger RNA of Rotaria sp. Silwood2, 272 nucleotides long. The record is from the annotation of a GenBank genome assembly. NCBI's taxonomy places the organism in Eukaryota, Metazoa, Rotifera, Eurotatoria, Philodinida, Philodinidae.